AUGAACCAUUUUGAUAUGCACGUCUCCAAACCGCUGAGGAUAUUGCCCUCUCUCAGUUCUAUCACUUAUUACGAUCCAAGGAUUGACCAGCUACCAGUCAAUCCAGUCCUCGGUGUUUUACGAUUCAAUUUCAACCCUGGGAUUGAUAUCUCAGAGCGAUGCCGAGCAUCUAUACUGUGGCAUAAGUCCUUGACAUAUGUCUCGACCAUUCCUGGCUUUCAAAGGCUAUAUUGGGCCCCCGUGGACCAUGUUUCGUCGUCUCAACAAAUCAUCAUUCUGGUUCAGUGGGAUAGCAGUCGUGGCUGGAAAUUGUUCCAGGAAUCAUUGGGCUUCAGCAUGAUGCUGGGUUACAUUGAAAGCAUCUCCAAUCGCUGUAUCCAGCUUGCCCUUCCUGCCAACCUCUUAAGCCUUGAUACUGUUCUUGAGCUCGUCUCCUUCGAAUUCCCUGGUAAUACCCAAGUCAACAUGGGACCAGGCUUCAAAUCCAAGUGGGAAACUUUGCUUGACUGA
This is a messenger RNA of Penicillium odoratum, 510 nucleotides long. RefSeq lists its product as uncharacterized. The record is from RefSeq and is a predicted model, not a curated record. NCBI's taxonomy places the organism in Eukaryota, Fungi, Ascomycota, Eurotiomycetes, Eurotiales, Aspergillaceae. The coding region runs from base 1 to 510 and encodes 169 amino acids. The transcript has a single exon.